AAAGAAAACGGGAAGAAGACGCGUUCGCGCGCACGCACGCGCGCCCCCGGUGCCUAUAAAGGAGAACCGCGCGAGCCGCGUCGCGCGCUCCGGACUUUGCUGGGAGAGGAACCGAUAUGCUGUUGUGCACCGGGACCCUGUGGCUCACAUCUUUUACAGUCGUUUGGGCGAGUUUGCACCCGGAGUGCGAAUACAUAUUCCAGCUGGAACGAGAAGAGCAGCUCUGUCUGAGAGGAAUCGCUGAACAUGAGAACCUCAGCAGCACUUCAGGGCAGACAGGUUGCCUCCCAACAUGGGACUCUGUGGUGUGUUGGCCCAGAGCAGCAGUUGGAGAAAUCGUGCAGUCUUCCUGUCCUGCUGUUUUCUCUCUUUUUAGCAACCACACAGGAACAGUGAGUCGUAACUGCACCAGUCUGGGCUGGUCACAUCCGUUUCCUCCAUACCAUGAGGCCUGCAGCAUCGACGGUGACGUCCCAGAGGAAUCGUACUUCUCCACAGUCAGACUGAUCUACUCCAUCGGCUACGGCACCUCUCUGAUCUCGCUGUCCGUUGCUGUCCUAGUCCUGCUGAUCUUCAGGAGGCUGCACUGUGCUAGAAACUACAUCCACAUCCAGCUGUUUGUCAGCUUCAUCCUGAAAGCAGCAUCUGUGUUCAUUAAGGACGCUGUACUAUUCGGCAGUGAAGAUACCGACCACUGCUCUCUCUCUACAGCAGCCUGUAAGGCGUCUGUUGUUUUCUGUCAUUACUGUGUGAUGAGUAAUUUCUCCUGGCUGCUGGUGGAGGCUGUGUAUCUCAACUCUCUGCUUCUUUCCGCUCGCAGUCGCCGUUGUCUCUGGGGCUUCUGCCUGCUGGGCUGGGGAGUUCCUCUGGUUUUUAUCCUCCUCUGGAUCGUCUCCAGGGUGUAUUUUGAGGACACUGAAUGCUGGGACGUUAAUGAAGAUUCUCCGUACUGGUGGAUCAUCAAGGGUCCGAUUGUUGUAUCCAUAGGGAUCAACUUCCUGUUGUUCCUGAACAUCAUUAGGAUCCUGGUGCAGAAGUUGAACCCGCGUCUAAUCCAGUUCAACAACUCGUCCCAGUACAGACGAUUGACGAAGUCCACGCUGCUCCUCAUCCCCCUGUUUGGGACCCAUUACGUGGUGUUUAACUUCAUGCCGGACUACACUAACAUCGGCCUGCGUCUGUGUUUAGAGCUGUGCCUCGGCUCAUUUCAGGGCCUCAUGGUAGCAAUUCUGUACUGUUUCCUCAAUCAAGAGGUCCAGAAAGAGGUACGACUGAUUUGGAUGCACUGGCAGGAGAGCAGUUAUGGAGUCGUUAUCGCUGGAGCCAAAGGCAGUCAGAUGGAUACACCAUUUUGAUUCGGUGUCUACGUUUGACGCACAAGAGACUCUGGGGUUUUUCUAUUUUACUCAUUUAGCAUUUCUUUUGCCCACAGCAAGCCAGCAAUACUGCUCCUGUUAUCAAACGAUCGCUUCGCUGUAGUGAUCCGGGCUUCACAUGGGACUCGCUUUCAGUCCAGGAGCUGUGAAGCAAAGCUGUUGGAGCAGAAUUCAAGAGAGGAAAAAAUAAACGCAUGUGGCAUUGCCUUGUUGAAAAACAAUAUUUUUCGAAAACGUGAAUAGCUAUUGCUUGUUUCCGAGCUCAAAACGUGUUGAUUUUUCCCACGCUUACUCUUUUUUAUAUAAAUACAUGUGUAUAUAUGUGAGAUGUGGUUCAAAUCACGGCACAUGAAUGCUAGCCGAGUUCUAAUCUUCAAUCCUGGAUGUUAGCAUUUCGUUCUGCACGUUUCUCACUCUUAAAAAUAUUCGCUCCAUCUUUUUAUUUGGAGUGCUGGUUGAUAUUGAUUUUUGUCUGUCAUGUGAAAUUCCAUUGAACAUCUCAGAAAGCUUGUCUAAAACAUCCUUCAUGAGUUUUUGAGGGAUUUAUGAAUAAAACACAGGGCCGAGCCGAGCGAAGUUUUGGCCUGAAAUGAACCAGAUUGACAGAAAUUCUUUAGAGUAAUAGUAUACCGUAUUUUCUGGACUAUAAGCCGCUACUUUUUUCCCACGUUUUGAACCCCGCGGUUUAAACAACGAAGCGGGUAAUUUAUAAAAAAUUUUUCCCGAUUUCACAAAC
Messenger RNA from Silurus meridionalis, 2112 nucleotides. It is a transcript of the gene ghrhrl, whose product is annotated as growth hormone releasing hormone receptor, like. NCBI's taxonomy places the organism in Eukaryota, Metazoa, Chordata, Actinopteri, Siluriformes, Siluridae. Gene Ontology annotation, molecular function: peptide hormone binding; growth hormone-releasing hormone receptor activity; growth factor binding. Bases 117 to 1355 code for a protein of 412 amino acids. The record is from RefSeq and is a predicted model, not a curated record. Gene Ontology annotation, cellular component: plasma membrane. Gene Ontology annotation, biological process: positive regulation of cell population proliferation; cell surface receptor signaling pathway; adenylate cyclase-activating G protein-coupled receptor signaling pathway. The transcript is spliced from 13 exons.